This is a messenger RNA of Anarrhichthys ocellatus (wolf-eel), 9851 nucleotides long. RefSeq names its product teneurin transmembrane protein 1 (gene tenm1). The record is from RefSeq and is a predicted model, not a curated record. Gene Ontology annotation, cellular component: membrane; neuron projection. Gene Ontology annotation, molecular function: protein homodimerization activity; cell adhesion molecule binding; protein heterodimerization activity. NCBI's taxonomy places the organism in Eukaryota, Metazoa, Chordata, Actinopteri, Perciformes, Anarhichadidae. Gene Ontology annotation, biological process: neuron development; signal transduction; heterophilic cell-cell adhesion.
GCGGCCAUACGGCAUCACCUGAAGGAGUCUAACCAGACGACCUCCCGACGCGACGGGAGCCUGCGCGUGUUUUUGUGUCUGUGCACCGGUCUGUGCUGCCACACCCCCUUCUCCUCGGCUGCGGUGGUAUGAUCCAGGGAGCGUUGUUAUAGCGGCAGCACGAGCAGCCUCGCCAGCAACAGCAUCAACCCGUCAGCUUUUCGUCGGGUUCAACUGCGGCUAAACGCACCGCGCCGGGCUCCCCUCCUCCUUGUCACCGUUGCACGGCACGGCACGGCACGGCACGGCGGAGCUGGCUCGCGCGCGCAUCCCCCUUCUGCGAGGAGAUCCCUUUCACCCCUUCCGCGCGACAUCGUUUUUCCUCGUCCUCCAUCGGCAUUCGAGAGCGAGCAGCAUCAGCAUCAGCACCGCCGCCUCGAAACCAGACCAGAAAGAGAGGAAGAGAGAGAGGUGUUUCAGACACAUUUUUUUUGUUUUUUGUUUUAUAACAGGAGCACCGCGUCUCAGGUCCAAGCUCUACCGAAGGGAGGGAGAUUGCGCAGUCUUCAGCAUUUUCGGGCUCUUAUAGCGCGGAGUCAGGCUAAAAAAAAUAAGAAGAAGAAGAAGAAGAGGAAUGGCAUUACGUCGGAAAGACUCCGUGCUCCGUGCCGUGGCUGUGCUGAGUGACUGAGCGGAGCCCUACAAGCCAUGGAGGAGAUGGACAGUAAACCCUACCAGCCGUUGUCGAAGGGGCGCCAUGAAAUGGAGAUGUCCUACACCAGCUCGUCCGACGAGAGCGAGGACGGCCGCGCCCACCACCGCUCCUACACCUCGCGCGAAACUCUGCCCGACUACACGCACGAGCUGCGCCUCACCCUCGGAUCGCACCGGGAAAGGCAGAGCAACUACAGCCAACCCCAGCCAGAAUUAGACUUCUGCAAGGUUGGGUCGAUGAGGAGCCCGGACUACCACAUCCACCAACAGCAGCAGCAGCAGCAGCAGUUGCAGCAGCAGCAGCAUCAGCACCAGGAGGACGAGGAGGAAGCGCUGUGCUCCGGGCCGGCCGCUCAUGCCCACAGCCGUUACUCCCUGGGCGUGGGCUCCGACGUGGACACCGAGCCCGAAGUGGACCCCGCUCACGGCCUGCAGCACAUGUGGAUGCGCGGCCUGAAGUCCGAGCAGAGCUCGUGCCUGACGAGCCGCGCCAACUCCGCCCUAUCCCUCACUGACACUGAGCAUGACAGGAAGUCCGAGCCUGACAAUGAGCUGCCCAGCAGUCCAGGUGGUCAGUUCACGUUCCGCCCGCUGCCCCCGCCUCCCCCGCCGCCGCACGCCUGCACCUGUGCCCGCCCGGCGCCCUACACCCAGGUCAGCCUGCAGAGGAAGACCAUGCCGACGCGGUGCCAGGCCAGCCAGGGCGGCCAGGGGCCAGACACAGGCUCGAGCACAGACCAGGCACAGCUUCACAACAGCUGGGUGCUCAACAGCAACAUUCCCCUCGAGACCAGACACUUCCUGUUCAAGCAGGGCUCUGGGUCAUCGGCUCUCCUGUCAGGGGCGGGGCAGGGUUACCCUCUGACCUCCGGGACAGUGUACUCCCCUCCGCCCCGGCCUCUCCCGCGGAGCAGCGUGACCAGACCGCUGUUUACCUUCAACAAGCCUCACCGCUGCUGCAACUGGAAGUGCACGGCCCUGUCCGCGUCGCUCCUCACUCUCACCCUGGCCCUGCUGCUCACCUACGUCAUCGCGGUCCACCUGUUAGGUCUGACCUGGCAUCUGCGGCACGGCGAGAGCCAGCUGUAUGAGAACGGCUUGAGCUCGGCGGACCAUCAACAGGAGGACCGCAGCAAAACCAGGCCCACCAGCUCCAUUCACCUGCUGGACACACUCAACCCGGAAAACACACACGCCGGCGACAAAGAGAAAUGGGUGCGAGGCCGGGCCAUCGACCGCGGCGAGGUCGACGUCGGAACCCAGCAGAGCCAGGCGAUCCCGCCGGGACUCUUCUGGAGGUUCCAUAUGACCGUGCACCAUCCGACCUACAUCAAGUUCAACCUGUCCCUCUCGCACAACGCGUUGCUCGGGGUUUACGGACGCAGGAAUAUACCGCCUACGCACACUCAGUUCGACUUUGUGAAGCUGCUGGACGGGAAGGCGCUGCCCAGGUCCUUGACCGAUCCCGUCUCCACCGCCAAAGCUCCCAAAGGCCUGCUGCUGAGCGGCCUCCAGGAAACGGGCUUCAUCGAAUACAUGGACCCCGGCACCUGGCACCUCGCGCUCUACAACGACGGACGCAACCUGGAGCAAGUGUUGCUGCACAGCACUCCCAUUGACUCAAUGGACGGCUGCUCCACAGACUGUAAUGGAAACGGAGAGUGCGUGGCCGGACACUGCCACUGCUUUGCUGGCUUCUUGGGUCCCGACUGUGCCAAAGGUAAGAGAUGUCUGGGGUGGUUAACUCCUGGAUGGGAUGCAAAGAACACUGCUUUCAUACUCGGUGAACUGAUGAUUAUAAUGAGGCCGGCACACCAGCCCCCCCCUCCCCCACUUACCCACCCUUUCACUCUCACCUCUGACUCAUCCUCACUCUUCCUUUUGUCCUCUCUCUUUCUCUCUUUCUCUCUCUCUCUCUCUCUCUCUCUCUCUCUCUCUCUCUCUGCAGUGGACUGCGUGGACCCUCAGUGCGGCGGGCACGGCGUAUGCGUGCGCGGGGAGUGCGUGUGCUCGGCAGGCUGGGCAGGAGUGAGCUGUGAUGACCCGCUGCCAGCCUGUCAGGAGCAGUGUUCGGGACAUGGCACCUACCUACCCGAGUCGGACGCCUGCGCCUGCCAGCCCAACUGGACAGGACCGGACUGUUACACUGAGCUGUGCCCGGUGCCAUGUGGCAGCCAUGGCGUUUGCUCCGAGGGCCAGUGCCAGUGCGAGGAGGGUUGGAUUGGCGCUGCGUGCGACCAGAGAGCAUGCCAUCCUCGCUGCGAAGAACACGGCCAGUGCCACGACGGGACCUGCAUCUGCCAGCCUGGCUGGGAGGGAGAGCACUGUAACAUUGUUACUCAUGACUUGGACGUCGUUGUGAAAGACGGCUGCCCAGGGUUGUGCAGCGGACACGGCCGCUGUACCCUGGAGCAGAGCGGCUGGCGCUGCGUCUGCCAGGCUGGAUGGAGCGGGCCUGGAUGCAGCGUUGUCAUGGAAACUGACUGCAGUGAUGGAACAGACAACGACGGAGAUGGCCUCAUUGACUGCGUGGACCCGGACUGCUGCGAGCAGCUGAGUUGCGGCUCCGACCCCCUGUGUCACGGCUCGGCCGACCCCUUGGCCCUGCUGCAGCAGAGCCCGCCGCCGCCCGCCGCACCCCCCCCGCCCACCAGCACGCACGCUCACAGCUUCUACCGCCGCAUACGCUUCCUCCUCGGCAAGGCGGCCACGCACACUCUCCCCGGAGACGUGCCCUUCGAUACCAGCCGGGUAGCUGUGAUUCGAGGCAGCGUCUCCUUGCAGGACGGCUCGCCUCUGGUUGGAGUUAACAUCACCUUCCCACAGCAUCCAGAGUACGGUUACACUAUCAGCAGGCAGGACGGAAGUUUUGACCUGGUUACCUUGGGCGCGAUGUCUGUGACCCUGAUGUUCCAGCGGCCACCCUUCCUGCCGCAGACGCGCACCAUCUGGACGCCAAACAACAACUUCCUGGUCCUGGACCAGGUGACCAUGUCCAGGGAGGAAGCGCAAACUCUCACAUGUGACAUCAGGAGUGUUUUGAGUCCGUACCCGCUGGUCCUGCCCUACCCGCUCCCCAGAUACACCGGAGCAUGUUCAGAGAAGGGGCCGGCUGUGCCGGAGCUGCAGGCGGUGCAGGAAGAAGUUUCAAUCCCCGGGGCCUUUUCCAAGCUGAGCUAUUUGAGCACCCGUUCCUCAGGCUACCUCUCUCUGCUUAGAAUCCUCCUCACACCUCCCUCACUGUUGUCCCCAGUCUCCCCGCUGGGCGGUCUCUCCAAGGUGCAUGUCCGCGCAUCGGUCCAGGGAAGGUUGUACCAGCGCUGGUAUCCCGCCGGGCCCGGCCUGGUCCACAGGCUGGUCUGGAACAAGACUGAUAUUUAUGGCCAGGAGGUCUGGGGCCUCACUCACGCAACUGUGUCUGUCGGCUACGAGUACGAGUCGUGUCCUGGCGUCAUCCAGUGGGAGAGGAGGACUGCUCUGAUGCAGGGAUUUGAACUGGUCCCCUCGAACCUGGGAGGGUGGUCUCUGGACAAACACCACGCCCUCAACAUACGCAGUGGAAUCCUUCACAAGGGAAACGGAGAGAACGUCUUCUUCUCCCAGCAGCCUCCCGUCAUCAGCACCGUGAUGGGGAACGGUUUUUACCGGAGUGUCCCCUGCGGUCCGAGCUGCAGCGGGGCCGCACGGGACAUGAUGCUGUUUGCUCCCGUGGCACUGGCCACCGGCCCCGACGGCUCCCUCUACGUGGGGGACUUCAACUUCAUCCGCAGGGUCCAUCCUGACGGAUACACCAGAACCAUACUGGAGCUCAAGAACCGGGACACCCGACACAGCACCAGCCCCGCUCAUAAGUACUACCUGGCCAUGGAUCCAAUGGGGGAGGUCCUUUACGUGUCUGACACCAGCAGCCGCCGGGUGUACCGGGUGAGGAACCUCGGCCAGCCGAAAGAUCCCUCUCGCAACCUGGAGGUAGUGGCCGGGACAGGGGAGCAGUGUCUCCCUUUCGACCAGAGCCACUGCGGAGAGGGCAGGAAGGCCGCCGAAGCUGCGCUCAACAACCCCCGAGGUAUUGCGGUGGAUAAAAGAGGUGUCGUCUACUUCGUCGACGGCACCACCAUUCUGAAGAUUAAUGAGAGGGGUCUGCUCUCCACUGUGAUUGGCUCAAACGGACUGAUGUCGACGCAGCCGCUGAGCUGCGAUGCGCGCAUGGACAUCACCCAGGUGCGCCUGGAGUGGCCUACAGACCUGGCCAUUAACCCGCUGGACAACUCCCUCUACAUCCUGGACAACAACAUUGUCCUACAGGUAUCAGAAAAUCUUCAGGUGCGCAUCGUGGCGGGCCGCCCCAUCCACUGCCAGGUCCCAGGUAUCGACCACCACCUGGUGAGAUGGGCUGCAGUGCGCACCACCCUGGAGGCCGCCAAGGCUAUCGCCCUGUCCCACCUGGGCACGCUGUUCAUCGCUGAGACUGACGAGAGGCGCAUCAACCGCAUCCAACAGGUGUCAACCAAUGGGGAGAUAUCGGUUAUCUCUGGAGCCCCCACGGACUGUGACUGUAAGAUAGACCCCAACUGUGACUGCUUCUCCGGAGACGGAGGCUACGCCCGUGACGCUCGUCUCAAAGCCCCCUCGUCUCUGGCCGUGGCCCCCAACGGCACCCUGUAUAUUGCUGAUCUGGGCAACAUUCGGAUCAGAGCGGUCAGCCCCAACCAGCCUCAGCCCAGCCCAGUUGGACUGGUGGAGAUCAGCUCCCCACUGGACCAGGAGCUUUAUCUCUUCAGCCAGAACGGCUCCCACAUGCACACCAAACACCUGAUCACCGGCCACUACCUGUACAACUUCUCCUACGUCUCGGACGGCCAGCUGUCCGGACUGACAAGUCGCGACGGCCACGGGCUGCAGGUGAGGAGGGACGCUCGCGGAGUGCCUCUCUGGCUGGCCCUACCUGGUGGACAGGUGUACUGGCUGUCUCUUAGCAACAGCGGAACGCUGAGGAAGGUGUCAGCCCAAGGCCAUGACAUCGCCCACAUCACUUACCAUGGCAACACAGGUCUCCUAGCAACCAAGAGUGAUGAGAACAGUUGGACCACUGUUUAUGAGUACAACAGCGAGGGCCGCGUGACCAACAUCACCCUCCCCACGGGUGAGGUGAACGGUUUCCACGGCAACCUUGAACGUUGGUCUCGGGUGGAGGUCGAGGCGUCCACCCGUGAGAACUUUGUCACCAGCACCAACCUGUCUGCCAGUGACACCAUCUACACGUUCAGACAAGACCACGCUCAGAGUUCAUACAGGGUCAGCGCCGACGGGUCCUUCCUUGUGACGCUGGCGAGCGGGAUGGAGCUGUCACUCAUCACGGAGCCCCUCCUCCCCGGAGGAGCCGGGGGAGGAGUCAGUCCCACGGCCAGCCGCUGUAACAUCAGCCUGCCUGGAGACCACGCCCCCAGCCUGAUAGAGUGGAGGCAGAGGAAGGAGCAGAGCAAGACUAACUACAGCACUUACGAACGCAGGCUCAGGGCACACAACAGGAACCUGCUGUCCAUAGACUUUGAUCAGAGCACCAGAGUAGGGAAGAUCUACGAUGACCACAGGAAGUUCACCCUUCACAUCCAGUAUGACUCGCUGGGCCGGCCCGUGGUCUGGUCCCCCAGUAGCAAAUACACCGAGGUAAACAUCACCUACUCGGGUGGAGGACAGUUGUCGUCCAUUCACCGCGGAGACUGGUCCGAACGGCUGGAGUAUGAGAACGACAGGGUGGUGUCCAGAGCCUGGGUCAACGGCAAGAUUUGGAGCUACACUUACGCAGAUAAAUCCAUUAUGCUGCUCCUGCACAGCCAGCGGCGCUACGUCUUCGAGUACGACCAAACGGACCGCCUGCUCGCCGUGACGAUGCCCAGCAUGGUGAAACACGCCCUGCAGUCGCUCCUCUCCAUUGGCUACUACAGGAACAUAUACACUCCUCCGGACAGCCAGUCCUCCUUCAUGCAGGACUACACGCUGGAUGGGCGGCUGCUGAGGACCCAGUACCUGGGAACAGGACGCAGUGUCAUCUACAGGUACACUCCAGCAGCGCGGCUCUUCGAGGUGGUUUAUGACUCCACCCUGGUGACCUUCACUUACGACGAGGCCUCUGGCACUGUCAAGACCAUUCAUCUCACCCAUAAUGGCUUCAUAAGCUCCAUACGCUACAGACAGACAGGUCCCCUGACGAGUCGGCAAAUCUUCCGCUUUAGCGAAGAAGGCUUGGUCAACGCCAGGUUUGACUACAGCUACAACAACUUCAGAGUGACCAGCAUGCAGGCAGUCAUCAACGAGACCCCUCUUCCCAUUGAUCUGUACCGAUACGUGGACGUGUCGGGACGUGUCGAGCAGUUUGGCAAGUUCAGCGUCAUCUUUUAUGACCUCAACCAGGUGAUCACCACCCAUCUGAUGAAGCACACCAAGGUUUUCAACUCCUACGGCCAGGUGGUCGAGGUCCAGUAUGAGAUCCUUAAAUCCAUCGCCUACUGGAUGACCAUCCAGUAUGACUCGGCGGGGCGCACGACCACCUGUGAUAUCAGGGUGGGCGUGGACAACAACGUGACACGCUACACUUACGAGUACGAUGCAGACAGCCAGCUGCAAAGUGCCUCUGUUAAUGAGCGGCCCCAGUGGCGCUACAGCUACGACCUCAACGGGAACAUUAACCUGCUCAGCCACGGGACCAGUGCUCGACUGACGCCGCUGCGUUACGACCAGAGAGACCGCAUCACACACCUCGGCGAGUUACAGUACAGCGUGGAUGAAGACGGCUUCCUCCGCCAGCGAGCCAAUGACCUGUUUGACUACAACUCCAACGGCCUGCUGACCCGCGUCUUCAACCGAGCGACCGACCGCACCGUGUGGUAUCGCUACGACGGGCUGGGCCGCCGCGUGGCCACCAAAAGCAGCCAGGGCGAGCAGCUGCAGUUCUUUUAUGCCGAUCUGUCGCACCCCACCAGGGUCAGCCAUUUGUACAACCACAGCAGCAAUCUGAUCACGUCGCUGUACUACGACCUGCAGGGCCUCCUCAUUGCCAUGGAGCUGAGCAGCGGGGAGGAGUACUACGUCGCCUGCGACAGCGUGGGGACUCCGAGGGCGGUUUUCUCAAGCAAGGGGCGCCUGGUCAAAGAGAUCCUCUACACCCCUUACGGAGAGGUCUACCAGGACACCAACCCUGACUUCCAGCUUGUCAUCGGCUUCCACGGAGGCUUGUACGAUCCUCUCUCGCGUCUUGUCCAUUUGGGCAGGCGGGAUUACGACACGCUAGCCGGUCGAUGGACUUCGCCCAAUCACGAACUGUGGGGGGAGCUGAGCAAGGAGCCGAAGCCGUUCAACGUGUACGCCUUCAAGAAUAACUGCCCAGUUGGCAAAGUGGAGGAGGUGACGGAGUUUACUACAGACAUUGGUAGCUGGUUGCAGCUAUUUGGUUUCCAGCUUCAUAAUGUCGUCCCAGGCUUCCCGAAGCCUGAAGUGGGCCGAAUGGAGCAAACAUAUGAACUGAUGAAGACCCAGACCAAGACACAAGACUGGGACUCCAGCAAGGUGGUUUUGGGGAUCCAGUGUGAGCUGCGCAGACAGCUGAGGAGUUUCAUCUCCCUGGAGAGGCUACCUCUGGUCUCGGAGCCUGUUGGCUCAACUCGCCACAGACCGACACGGCCUCCCCCCUUCGGCUCCCGGCCGUCUCUUCUCGGCCCCAGCAUCCGGUUCGCCGUCUCCCACGGCCGCGUCAGCGCCGAAGUCAUCGGCGUAGCCAGCGAGGACAGCCGCCGCGUGGCGGCCAUCUUGAAUGGCGCCGUUCACCUGAGCGGGUUGAGCUUCACCGUGCACGGCUGCGACACCCACCACUUCCUCCAGUCCCGGCCCAUCGAGGAGGACCUCGCCCUGGGGUUGGGUGUCGGGGGCCGCGUCCUGGAGAGCGGGGUGAACGUGAGCGUGUCUCAGAUGAGCGCCACAGUGAACGGCAGGACGCGACGAUUCGCCGAUAUCACCCUUCAGCAGGGGCUGCUGUGCCUGUGCGUGCGCUACGGCGGGAGCGAGGAGGAGGAGAGGGAGCGGGUGAGGGAGGAGGCGAGGAAGAGAGCGGUGGAGGGCGCGUGGGAGAAGGAGAGGAAGAGGGUGGAUUUAGGGGACGUGGGGAGCAGGGCGUGGAGCGAGGCGGAGAAGCAGCAGCUGCUGUCCGGAGGACUGGUUCAGGGUUACGACGGCUACUACUCCCUGCCUAUAGAGCAGCAGCCGGAGCUGUCCGACUGCCCCUCCAACAUCCACUUUAUGACACUAAGCGAGGUGGGGGGCAGGUAACAGAGACACGUGAGCAGCCCCCCGCCCCACCAAAGACUGCCUGUUUCUACUCUACUCUGAUUUGUUCUACUGUUUCUAUACUGUAUCAACAAAAAAAAAAAAGAAGAAGAAGACGACGACAAAGAAGAACAAGAAGAGAGAUUGGGGGAAAAAAUGAUUUCCAAAUGCCUUUAAUUGUGACAAAAUGAUGGUAUUUUAUUAUUAUCGUCCAGUUCUCCAAUUUCUAACAGUGGCACAAGCAGUGUGGUUUGGCUGUGGCUUUGCUUUUUGUAUCCUGACUGGCCUGGGACCGACCGACCGACCGACUGACUGACUUUCCGUCGAACUGAUGGACUUGACCGUCUGUCCUUUGCUGUUUCAACACUGUUCUUCAUUUUGGAUUCACUGAGCUGUAGAGACGAAGACUUUAGGAUUGCCAGUGACUAAUCCUCUUCAUGACUCAAAAUCAAGAGCUCUCCGGUUGCCAUUUGAGUUCCUCCAUGGUUUACCUCAGAUAUACUAUCGUUUACAUAUUGUGUAAGAGAGGCCUUGUCAACUCUGGCACUCCCCUUUAGAGAAGGAAACCUCUCCCGGUAUUCUGCCUCUGGUGUGCUCCAACAGUAGUUUGUAUGAGUGUGUAUACUGAAAUCAAGAAUGUACAUAGCCAGUGCUUUCACACUGAAAAAAGUGCUCAACUGGAAAUUCUGUUGUUCAUAAGUAAGUGUCAGUAUUGUUAAUCAAUAGAAAAACAGUUACAUUUUUGCAAAGAAUUAUACAUGGCUAUAGUAAAUAUUCUCGCUGAAAAAUCUGACUUUAUUGGGUUACAAUGCUGAUUAAAGUUAUUAUGUGUGAAUUACCAG